GGGAGCUGGCGCGGCAGAUCAACCCCGCGCUCAGAGAGAGACAGACUUGUAGACUGGCUCUGCUCCACUACCAGUAUCAGUGUUGCCAGUUACUCAGUGUUCGCCCAGAGACUUUGGCACUUGGCUGUUAUCUACCACCUCCCAGUGACACUCUGACCCUCAAGUGACCGCGUCCUUGGCACCACCUGGAAAUAUACCAAGGAAAUAACGCUGGAGACGGAGAACCGGCAGAAGCCCCAGCACCGCCAGUUCGUAGUGCACCCCUAAACGGUUCCCCUCCUGUUCGGUUCUUCUCCAACCGCCACCAUUCACCCCACAUCUCUGCCGCCACCCUCCAUAGGGACCCCCUGCCCUUCUCCCGCAGUAGCGUUCCAUCCCUCAAACCCAACACCAUGAUCGCCACUGACAUCCGCAGAGAGUCACUCAAGGCUACCAAGAGCGUCCUCGGUUCACUCAACACAGCGAUAUCGGAUUCGUUCGCCCACGGAAUAGGGAACGACAUGAGACUCCGGCUGAGUUGGCUGCGUCGCCGGGGAGACCCCCAAGGCAGCGUGAGGCCAAUGCCGGAAGAAGUACAAGGAUGGGCUGAGAGUUUUCACAAUCUUAUGGCAUCUAAAUAUGGACAGGCGCUGUUCAAGGCCUUCCUACAACGGGAAUUCAGUGAAGAGAACGUAGAAUUUUGGCUAGCCGUCGAGGAUUUCAAGAAAACUCGAGCAGCUAAAAUGCCCUCCAAGGCUUCCAAGAUCCAUUCCGACUACGUGGCGGUCCAGGCUCCCAAAGAGAUCAACCUGGACCCCGGCACACGCGCCCAGAUCGCGAAGUCCCUCGACUGCCCCGACAAGUACAUUUUCGACGCGGCGCAGAAGAGGGUUCAGGCGCUCAUGGAAUCUGACGCGUACCUUCGCUUCCUCCAGUCUGAGCUGUACAAGGAACUGCUGCACCCGGACUCCUCGCUCUCUAACCCUGAGGCGUUAUAGGCCCCGAGGACCCGCGUGCCGGCCGGGAGGCCCCCCCUCACUUUCUCCCUUCCCCCUCCCUCCCUCCCGCCACUCAAAAGAUGACAUGCUGUGAGAUUGUUGACUUAUGAUGUAUUUAAUAAUUUAUGAUAGAUUUUUGUAUUUAUUACGCGGUGAAGUAUUCUUGUACGGGGAGGCUUUAUGUAAAGUUGAUGGAAGAAU
Scylla paramamosain (green mud crab) is the source of this 1178-nucleotide messenger RNA. Its product is annotated as regulator of G-protein signaling 21-like. NCBI's taxonomy places the organism in Eukaryota, Metazoa, Arthropoda, Malacostraca, Decapoda, Portunidae. The record is from RefSeq and is a predicted model, not a curated record.